Molecule: messenger RNA, 360 nt
Organism: Nematostella vectensis (starlet sea anemone)
Lineage: Eukaryota; Metazoa; Cnidaria; Anthozoa; Actiniaria; Edwardsiidae
Exons: 1
Coding region: 1-360 (119 amino acids)
Biological process (GO): DNA integration
Molecular function (GO): nucleic acid binding
Source: RefSeq, a predicted model, not a curated record
AUGAAGUCCUCUACCUCUGAAGAUACCGCUAAUGUACUUAGAACACACAGUGCAAUAUUCGGAGUUCCUGAGAUUGUAGUGUCCGAUAAUCGCCCUCAGCUAGUGUCAGAAGAGUUUGAGUACUUUUUGAAGAGAAAUGGUAUACGACAUAUCACUAGCGCACCCUACCAUCCAUCUACUAAUGGACUCACGGAGAGGUUCGUGCAGACAUUUAAGAAGGGCAUCUCUGGAUUCAAAGAGAAAGUUCCACUACAAACAAAGGUUGACAUCGUGUUACUAGCUUAUCGCAAUGCUCCUCAUGGAACCACAGGGCAGCCUCCUGUUGUAUUGCUUAUGGGUCGAAGGUUAAGGUCAAGGUAA